AUGUUAACAGACAUUGGCACGCCGAUCUCUGUUAUUGUGCCACAAGCCCCGGUGAGCCAAGAUGGCGUCCCGCAACGAGGCCCCUUUUCGUACCGAGGCUUCUAUCCGUACCGAGGCUUCUAUCCGUACCGAGGCUUCUAUCCGUACCGAGGCUUCUAUCCGUACCGAGGCUUCUAUCCGUACCGAGGCUUCUCUUCGUACCGAGGCUUCUCUUCGUACCGAGGCUUCUAUCCGUACCGAGGCUUCUAUCCGUACCGAGGCUUCUAUCCGUACCGAGGCUUCUAUCCGUACCGAGGCUUCUCUUCGUACCGAGGCUUCUCUUCGUACCGAGGCUUCUAUCCGUACCGAGGCUUCUAUCCGUACCGAGGCUUCUCUUCGUACCGAGGCUUCUCUACGUACCGAGGCUUCUAUCCGUACCGAGGCUUCUAUCCGUACCGAGGCUUCUCUUCGUACCGAGGCUUCUCUACGUACCGAGGCUUCUCUACGUACCGAGGCUUCUCUACGCUGAACAACAACCCAUGGGUCAGACGUAACUACAGACGUAACUGCAGACGUAACUGUAGACGUAACUACAGACGUAACUACAGACGUGAUGCAGACAUAUCUACAGACGUAUCUACAGACACAACUGCAGACGUGACUGCAGACGUGACUGCAGACGUGACUGCAGACGUGACUGCAGACGUGACUGCAGACGUGACUGCAGACGUGACUGCAGACGUGACUGCAGACGUAACCGCAGACGUAACUGCAGACGUGAUGCAGACACAUAACUACAGACGUAUCUACAGACACAACUGUAGACGUAACUACAGACGUAACUACAGACGUAACUGUAGACGUAACCGCAGACGUAACUGUAGACGUAACUACAGACGUAACUACAGACGUGACUGCAGACGGAACCGCAGACGUAACUGUAGACGUAACUACAGACGUAACUACAGACGUGACUGCAGACGGAACCGCAGACGUAACUGCAGACGUAACUACAGACGUAACUACAGACGUAACUACAGACGUGACUGCAGACGGAACCGCAGACGUAACUGCAGACGUAACUACAGACGUAACUACAGACGUAACUACAGACGUAUCUACAGACGCAUCUGCAGACGUAACUACAGACGUGGCUACAGACGUGGCUACAGACGUGACAUUGGUGAUGUAUGA
Messenger RNA from Knipowitschia caucasica, 1173 nucleotides. NCBI's taxonomy places the organism in Eukaryota, Metazoa, Chordata, Actinopteri, Gobiiformes, Gobiidae. The record is from the annotation of a GenBank genome assembly.